Messenger RNA from Aedes aegypti (yellow fever mosquito), 554 nucleotides. RefSeq lists its product as uncharacterized. Gene Ontology annotation, biological process: sensory perception of smell. The record is from RefSeq and is a predicted model, not a curated record. The transcript is spliced from 2 exons. Gene Ontology annotation, molecular function: odorant binding. Lineage: Eukaryota; Metazoa; Arthropoda; Insecta; Diptera; Culicidae. Bases 79 to 507 code for a protein of 142 amino acids.
CCAUCAAAGGCAAUAAAUACGUCUUGCCAUGUUGAGAUUUGCAUUCAGUUCUUCCGUAACUGUUCCAAGUUUCACACAAUGAAGCCGUUUGUAGCAGCAUUUCUUCUUGUUGGACUCCUGUUCCACCUGUCCGGAGCGGUCCGUUUCACCGAAGAGGACUACCGUGUCUUCCGGCAAAAGUGCUCCAAAAUCCUUCAAACUUCGUCCGGAACCGUCGAGAAGGCCGAACAGAAGAACUUCCACACCGACAGCGAGGAGAUGAACUGCCUGAUUCGGUGCGUCGGAAUCAUGAGUGGAUUUUACGACGACGAAACCGGAACCAAUUGGGAUCUGGUCCGGGAGCAGCUGAACGAUAAGGAUGGAUUCGAUGAACAUCAGGCGGCUACGACGGCCUGUACCGAUGCACUUCCAGAGGAGGAACUGACCUCCAGUGUGUGCCGCAAGUCCUAUCUGUUCUUCCGGUGUGCCAUGAAGUCCGCCAAGGAGCACAUUCGCGAAAAGAGUUAGGGCAUUUGCGUUUUGGGAUGUGAAAUAAAACGAACGGUCUAACGCGA